Messenger RNA from Myotis lucifugus (little brown bat), 1291 nucleotides. Its product is annotated as archaemetzincin-2-like. The transcript has 4 exons. NCBI's taxonomy places the organism in Eukaryota, Metazoa, Chordata, Mammalia, Chiroptera, Vespertilionidae. Gene Ontology annotation, molecular function: metallopeptidase activity. The record is from RefSeq and is a predicted model, not a curated record. The annotation marks the transcript as partial. Gene Ontology annotation, biological process: proteolysis.
GAUCUCUAGGAAAUACCAGAAUUAUCAGCGAAGAAUAUGUUAAAUGGCUCAAGGGCUACUGUGAGGCAUUUUUCUAUGGCUUAACAGUGAAACUCCUAGAACCAGUCCCCGUCUCUGCAACCAGGUGUGCCUUCAGAGUCAAUGAUAGCACGGAGAACCUACAGAUACAUGCAGGGCACAUCCUGCACUUCUUGAAAAAGAAGAAACCUGAAGAUGCCUUCUGCAUUGUGGGAGUAACGAUGAUUGAUCUUUACCCCAGAGACUCCUGGAAUUUCGUCUUUGGACAGGCCUCUUUGACAGAUGGUGUGGGGAUAUUCAGCUUUGCCAGGUAUGGCGGUGACUUUUACAGCUCAAGCUACAAAGGCAAAGUGAAGGCGUCGCAGAGACAAUCUUCGCGUGACUAUUCGGUGUUUGAUAACUAUUACACUCCUGAAGUGACCAGUGUUCUGCUGCUUCGGUCCUGCAAGACUUUAACCCACGAGAUUGGACACAUAUUUGGACUUCGACACUGCCAGUGGCUGGCAUGCCUAAUGCAAGGCUCCAACCACUUGGAAGAAGCUGACCGGCGCCCCCUAGAUCUGUGUCCCAUCUGUUUACGCAAGUUGCAAUGUGCUAUUGGCUUCAACAUUGUAGAAAGAUACCAAGUAAAUUGGGGUGGGGUCGUCAGAAGGGAGAAGUGGUUAUAUAAAUAGCAAACUACGAUUUUAUAUUAGCCUUCUCUGGAGCUGUCAUUUAUCAGAGGAAAUUAGUGCAGAGAUAAGCAGGAAGCUGUGGUUAAAAAAAAAAGAGAGAGAAAUAUCCUCCUUAAAAACUUGACUUGCCUCUGAGUGCCUUACCCUUGUAGUUCAUGAGCAGUGGUGGAGGAGGUUUCUGCAUUUGCCAUUCAUUUAUGACAAGAGCCUGAAUCUUCAGAACAGAAUAAAUGUUGAUGCGUGUGCAAAGUUCCUUUUUAAAAACUAUAAAAAUGUUGAGGUGAUUCACCUUACCAAAUAUGGGACAGAGGUAUAGUCAUUACGAGGAAAAGAUGAUUUUAAGAAGGAAGAGGGAAAGUACAUAAUCUCAGUAUGUGUAAAGGUAUGUGUGUCCUCAAGUGCCCACAAACAACACUACUCAUGGUACAACUACCCAUGCAGGUAACUACAUUACAUGUCUACAUGUACCUUCAUAUGUCUACACUUAACCUAUGUGUACGCAUUCAUAUCAAAUCAAAAGCAUAGUUUAAUGCCUUGUGGGAUAUUUAGCAAGUUGAGAAAACAAUAUUCUCCCACCCUAAAAAACUGUGAGGAUUAGU